Molecule: messenger RNA, 7167 nt
Organism: Talaromyces proteolyticus
Lineage: Eukaryota; Fungi; Ascomycota; Eurotiomycetes; Eurotiales; Trichocomaceae
Product: putative polyketide synthase
Exons: 5
Coding region: 1-7167 (2388 amino acids)
Biological process (GO): fatty acid biosynthetic process; secondary metabolite biosynthetic process
Molecular function (GO): 3-oxoacyl-[acyl-carrier-protein] synthase activity; fatty acid synthase activity; oxidoreductase activity
Source: RefSeq, a predicted model, not a curated record
AUGCCUCUCAUUACGAGCAACAGUCGCCUCUCAGUCCCUAUCUGGGAUCAGUUCGAUGGCAGUUCAUCAGAGUCGGAGAUUAUUGACCCAAUGGACUAUCCAGCCGUUAACUUCCCUGGAUAUUCCGAGAAGCCAUUGAAUGAACAGCUUGAGCCGAUUGCAGUGGUUGGCAUGGGAUGCCGUCUACCUGGUGACAUUAGCUCUCCUUCUCAGUUCUGGGAUUUGAUGAUCAACAAAAGAACCGGCCAAACUCCCAAAAUGCCUGCCUCUCGGUUCAAUAUAGACGCUCAUUUUCACGAGAAUAAUGAGCGCCCGGGAAGCUUUAACGUUCUAGGCGGCUAUUUCCUGAAUAGCAGUCUCCAGGAAAUUGAUCCAGUUCUCUUUGGUAUCUCACCAAUCGAAGCUAUGUGGAUGGACCCCCAGCAACGAAAGCUCUUGGAAGUCGUAUAUGAAACUUUUGAAUCUGGGGGUGUGACUAUGGACACAAUCCGAGGUUCAAGGACUGCUGUCUUUAUCGGUAGCUUCACUAGCGAUUACCAACAGAUGUCCUUCAAAGAGCCAGAUUUCCGACACUCUUAUGCUGCGACCGGUGUAGAUCCGGGACUUAUCAGCAACCGCAUUAGCCACGUGUUUGAUCUCAAUGGUCCAUCAAUCGUAGUGAAUACUGCCUGUUCUAGUUCGGUUUACGCAAUGCAUAAUGCCUGCAAUGCAUUGCGUAACAACGAAGCUGAGGCAGCUAUUGUCGGUGGUGUCAACCUUGUCCUGACUGUGGAUCAACACAUGAACACAGCCAAACUUGGUGUUCUUUCUCCAACAUCAACAUGCCAUACAUUCGAUGAAACGGCAGACGGAUAUGGUCGGGCUGACGGUGUUGGGGCUAUUUAUCUAAAGCGUCUCAGCGAUGCAGUUCGGGAUGGAGAUCCAAUUCGAGGUGUUCUUCGUUCAAGUGCCGUCAAUUCAAAUGGAAAGGUACCAGGUGUUGGAAUUACGCAUCCCAACCUAGCAGGCCAGGAGGCUGUUAUUCGUGCGGCAUACAGCCGGGGAGGAAAUCUGGAUCCCAAGCUAACAGCAUAUUUUGAGUGCCAUGGAACAGGUACUCCAAUCGGUGAUCCUCUCGAGGUUCAUGCAGUAGCAAAUGCAAUGAAUGCAGACCGGUCCAUAGACGAGCCUCCGCUGGCCAUUGGCGCUGUCAAAACAAACAUUGGCCAUUCCGAAGCUGCAUCUGGUUUGUCGGCUGUGAUUAAAGCCAUUUUGGCUGUUGAAAAGGGAAUCAUCCCUCCAACGCGAGGAGUUGUAAACAAGAACCCCAAGAUUGACUGGAAGAACUGGAAAGUCGAUGUAGUUAGAGAGCCUACUCCGUUUCCAGCCCACCUCCCAGUUCGGCGCGUUAGUGUCAACUCGUUUGGAUAUGGUGGUACGAAUGGCCAUGUCAUUGUGGAAUCAGCAAAUUCUUUUUUGCCUCGCGGCGCAACUCAUGUGAGCGGCUCAAGCAUCGUGAAACCACCACGCGGUGCAUUCAAUCGAAACCGAUAUUUCCUCCUCCCUUUCUCAGCUCACGAUAGACCAACACUCGAUGCCAAUAUCAAAGCAUUUAGCGAUGUCACUUCACAGUACAAUCUUUUAGACUUGUCUUACACACUAUCUAACCGCCGAUCGCGCCUUGCUAGUCGUGGAUAUGUUGUUGCUAGCUACGCCACCCUUGAUUCGGAGCUAGCAAAUGCAGCCAAGAAUUUUUCAUUUGCUGAGAAGAAGAAGACACCGACUCUAGGCUUCGUUUUUACUGGACAAGGUGCCCAGUGGGCUCGUAUGGGCAGUGAACUCAUGUCAUAUUACCCCAGCUUUCUACGCUCUAUGCGCAUGCUCGACAGGGCUCUGGAAGACUUACCAGAUGGUCCUGAAUGGACGCUGGAGGACACACUUUUGCAAGACGCUAGCAGCUCUCGGAUCAAUGAAGCAGAAUUUUCGCAGCCUCUUUGCACUGCAAUUCAAGUUUCUCUCGUCCAGUUGCUUUCACUUUGGGGAAUUAAACCCCUUGUCACUGUUGGCCACUCUUCCGGUGAAAUCGCGGCAGCAUACGCCGCAGGGAUGAUUUCGGCAAGCGAAGCCAUUAUCGCAGCUUACUAUCGUGGCAAGGUGGUUCGUGAUGUCAAUACUGACGGUGCCAUGUUGGCUGUCGGUCUUGGAGCGAAGGACGUCUCUCCAUACAUUUCGGACCUCAGAGAGCGCGUGGUAAUCGCCUGUCACAACUCACCCUUGAGUGUGACACUCAGUGGCGAUUCUCCAGCCUUAGAACUCGUGAAAACACGACUUGAUGCUGAAAGCAUUUUUUCUCGUAUUGUCAAGACAGGCGGCAAAGCAUAUCAUUCUCACCACAUGGAGACUGUCGCAGCUGUUUACGAAGGAUUGCUACGUAAUGGACGUCGUUAUGCCGCUUUGGAUGAGCCGAUUCAGACCUCUGCUAAGAUGGUCUCCUCCGUCACCAACAGAAUGAUUUCUUCCAAUACGGUUAUCGAUGAGACGUAUUGGAGCGCCAACCUACGUAGCCCGGUAUUAUUCAACCAGGCGGUACAAACAAUUGCGAACAGCCCCGAGUUUGAUAAGGUUGAUAUGCUAGUAGAAAUUGGCCCUCAUUCUGCACUUUCGGGUCCAAUCAAGCAGAUCAAAGCUGAAUGCAAGUUAGAAAGGCUGAACUACUUACCUACCUUGCUCCGAGGCGAGGACUGCGCUUCUCAGCUCUUAAAGCUCGCUGGCGAACUGUUUCUCAGAGACUAUCCCUUUGAUAUCAGCCGGGCCACUUCAAUUGAGGAGUCUCUUCCCAGCGGUAAGAUCCAGAUCACCAAAGGAUCGCUAAUUGUCGACCUUCCAACCUACCAGUGGCAGUACAACAAGGAGCUCUGGGCGGAACCUCGUCAUAGCAAGGAACAUCGUAAUCCAACACACAUGCGGCAUGAUAUUCUUGGUGCGCGCCUUCCUGGAGUGGGUGAAAUGAUCUGGCGGAAUGUCCUCCGCAUGAAAGACGUCCCCUGGUUGAGGAGCCACUCUCUUGGAGGUGAGGCUGUUUUUCCAGCGGCAGGAUACUUUUCCAUGGCCAUGGAAGCCAUCACACAAAUAAAUGAAAUUAGCAGCUCCCCGGUACCCAUCACAAGUUACGUAUUGCGCGAUGUAUCAAUCAAGGCUGCGCUAGUGACCCCAGAUGAUGACGACGGAAUCGAAGUUAUCUUCACUAUGUGCCCAGCUAUUCACUCCGAAAAAGACAAUAGAACUGGCUGGUGGUCUUUUAGUGCAUCGUCUUUCCCCUUGGAAGGACAGCGUAAAGAUCAUAUUACAGGCCUCAUCGGUAUCAAUGUCCGUGAUCGCAGCCAGAAACCACGCCAAGCUCCACACCUCCCUCAUCGUGCGAGUGGUAAGUCAUGGAACCACGCUCUACGCAAAGUUGGCUUUGACUACGGCCCGACAUUCCAAGACAUGGAGAAUAUUAGGACCGAUGGCACCACCUACAUUGCUGCAUGCGACACUGAGGUUCGACAAAAGUGUGGCAUUAUGCCCGGCGAAUCCCGACACAUCAUCCACCCAGGUAUUGUUGAUUCCUGCUUACAACUGAUCAUUGUUUCCAUCUUUGCUGGACGUGUCGCGGAUAUGAAAUGCGGUGCUAUCCCCAUCGGGGUUGAUGAAGUUGCCAUCUUCCCACCAACGGAAAUGCAAGUACAGGACAGAUCCGCCAAAGCGUUAUCUUGGACCGACCAACGGGGUCUACGAUCACUAGUUAGUAGCUCUCAGUUGGCAGCCAGUGACGGAGAAUUGUUGAUGGAAAUUACCAACAUGCGAACAACCUACUAUGAAGCGGCAGUUCCACAAGGCGCCGAGCUGGCAAUUGACUCACAACCCUACCAAAAAGUGGAAUGGAAGCUCGAUAUCGAUACCAUCAAGAAUACCUCUAGUACGACGUCCAUUGACAUCUUUUCUGCAAUUGAUUUAGCAUUUCACAAGAACCCCGCCCUCAAAAUGAUCGAUAUCGGUGCUACUCAAAUGGCGGAAGUUCUCUCCAAGUGUGGUGGCAUCAACUAUACAGGCACUGGAGUCAGUCACGAAGAGAUUUCUGAAAUAUCUAAAAUUUCUGAGACCUACAAGCAUGCACAGGCACUUGUUCUAGAUAUUAGCGAGCCAUUGGAUGACCAGGGUAUCACGAUAGAGUCAUACGACUUAGUAAUAGCCCCAAGGAGGCUGAUGGAGUCCUCUGUUACCACACAGGCAGUUCGCAAGCUUCUUGCACCACAUGGCCGUGUCUUCUGGAAUCUUGAGGGCAGGCUACCUCUAGCCAAUAUCCAUGGAGCACAGUUGACGGCCUUUGAUGUUGUCCUUGGACCGAAUGCCCAACCAUCGGUUGCAAUAUCCACGGCACUAAAAGAGACCACAAAUGGUUAUCACGCGAAUGGGACUACGAGGCUCGUACACCUUGUCUACCGUAAAAUACAGGGUGAGUUAUUUGCCAAAGUGAAAAGUGCUUUGGAGACAAACGGAUGGAGUGCUGUGGCGUCCCCAGUGGAAAAGGUCGUCAAUAUGAAAGGGGCUAAUGUCGUGCUCCUUGUCGACCUGGAAGGUCCUUUUGUGGACACCAUGACCCAAAACGAGUUUAGUUCUCUUCAGAACAUUACCAACAAUGCUUCUACCCUUUUAUGGGUUACUCCCGGUGGGCUACUCAAGGGACUCCAUCCCGAAUACGCAAUGACCGCUGGAUUGGUCCGGUCAAUUAGCUCGGAACAGGCGUCUAUUAGAAUUACUACCCUAGAUUUUGACAUUACUACUACUCCUCUUUCAGCCAUUGGGGAAUUAGUCGCCCAAGUGGCCGAGAUUCAACACGGAAACAAGGCAACAACCAGGGAGUCCGAGUAUUGUGUGUCUAAUGGUCUCCUUUACAUUAGUCGCAUGGUUUCCAACGAGGAAUUAAAUUUCCUGUACGCUUCAAAUGCGAAAGAGGCUGAGCCAACUCAUUAUGACCCCACAGCACAUUUGGUUGGCAAGGUCGAUUCAGGAAAGAUCAUAUUUGAAGCUGAUGAACGGGAGGGGCAGGCUCUAGCCGAUGAUGAUGUUGAAAUCCAAGUCCUAGCCACAGGAAUUACCAAGGAGGGUACGCUAGUCAUCGGUGGUACAGACUACCCGACGACGUUCAGUCAUGAGAUUGGCGGCGUGGUCACCAAGCUUGGCUCUAAGGUCAAAGGGUUGUCUCUAGGCAAUCGUGUGGUUGGGUUUAGCUUUGACAAGUUUGCUACUUUCCAGCGCGUCUCAUCCAGCCUCGUGCAGAAGCUAGAUUCGAGUGAUAAUAUGAACGACGCUGUCAGUCUACUAAUGAGCCAUGGUUCCGCGCUGUACGGUCUCAAAGCUCUUGGUAACCUCCUGGCUAAUGAGACGGUUCUUAUUCUUGAUGGGACUAGUCUUGCCGGGGCUGCUGCUAUCCAAAUAGCACAAAUUAUGCAAGGUGUACCAUUUGUUGCUGUUCAGAAUGAAAAGGAAAUCGACACGAUCAAGUCUGUCUUUGGCCUUUCUGACAAGAACAUAAUUAAGCCCUGGAUUGCACCCGUAACUGUACAAAUGAAACAUGCGACCGGCAAAGCAGGGGCAGAUAUUGUUUUUAGCUCUGGGUUUUCCAACCAAGACGUGGCCCAUGAGGCCUGGAGGUUCAUUUCGCCGUUUGGUCGGUUUAUUGACUCUGGCCGCAAGAGCUUUGUUAAACGCACCACUAUGGACACUGCCCCUCUACAUCGAGGUGCCAGCUAUCUUUCGUUUGAUAUGUUAGAUCUUUACCGCUACAAGCCUGCCAUCCUGUCCGAGGUUUCUGGUCAGGUUCUUUCGCUUUUCCAUCAAGGAGCCAUCUAUCCACCUCAGUCGGUAGUAGUCAAGCAUAUUACUGAGUUAGAUGAUGCUAUAUCCUCCUUUUCCGACACCCUUUCUUCUCGAAAGACCAUUGUAGUCUAUAAACCAUGCGACAAUACUUUGAAUAUCAUCGCUCCCCGUCCAAAAUUGAAAUUCAACGAGAAUGCCACCUAUCUCCUCGUUGGUUGUCUCGGUGGCCUUGGCCGCAGUCUAACGAGCUGGAUGAUGAAACACGGCGCUCGCCGCUUCACUUUCCUGUCACGUUCUGGCGCAGAUGCUCCACAAGCAGCUCACCUAGUCAAGGACAUCAAAGCCGCCGGCGCCAUUGUCCAGGUUGUUCGUGGUGAUGCAACUAUUCGGAAAGACGUGGAUCGCGCUAUUGUCGGCGUUCCUGCCAGUAACCCUAUUCGAGGUGUUUUCCAAGCUGCCAUGGUUCUUCGAGAUGGUAUUUUCUCCAACAUGUCGUACAACGACUGGAAAACAUGCACGAAUCCCAAAGUGAACGGGGCGAGAAACCUUCAUGAAGCCCUAGCUGGUAAAGAACUGGACUUCUUUGUUAUGACCAGCUCUGUGUCAGGCACUCUUGGAACACCUGGGCAAGCCAAUUAUGCUGCAGCAAAUGCCUAUCUUGACGCCUUAGCUCACCAUCGCAGAAGCCUAGGCAUCGCUGCAACCUCCGCCAUCCUUCCGAUGGUUCUCGGUGUUGGUGUUGUUGCAGAAAACUUCCAGAUUGAAGAGUCGCUCAAGAGCAAAGGUAUGUACGGUAUUGAGGAAGAGGCCCUGCUUGAAACCUUUGAAGCUGCGGUUGGUCCGGUGUCCUCCUUGCAAGAACAAAAUAAUAGAGCGGACCAUGUUAUUGCAGGACUAGAUCCGCUAGAACUACACAAGGCAGGAACAGAAAGCGGUGCUACGGAUAUCUUUUGGAAGGACGACGUCCGGUUUUCGCAUCUUAUUAGUACUAUAAGCUCGGUUGGAGCAGGGAAUACUUCAAGUUCUGCAGAGAGCAUUGUCAAUGCCAUCAAGGCCUUGUCUAGUCCGACUGAAGCUGUGGCGGCGAUUGGGGCUCACUUUACUGAUAAGUUGUCUCGCAUGUUGCUCGUCGAUCUCGAUGAUUUUGAGCCGGACACAAAGGCAAUUGGUGAUUACGGACUGGAUAGUAUGAUUGGCUCCACUUUGAGAAAUUGGAUAUUUAAGGAAUACGAAUUGGAUAUCCCCUUCCAGCAACUUGUUGCACCAAGCCUUACUAUUACCAAGUUUGCUAAACAAGUUUGUGCAAAGCACGGUAUUGUGGCUAAUUGA